Cryptosporidium muris RN66 is the source of this 1122-nucleotide messenger RNA. RefSeq lists its product as uncharacterized. Bases 1 to 1122 code for a protein of 373 amino acids. The record is from RefSeq and is a predicted model, not a curated record. The transcript has a single exon. Lineage: Eukaryota; Apicomplexa; Conoidasida; Eucoccidiorida; Cryptosporidiidae.
AUGGAAUGGGAAACAGAUAUAUGUAGAAUUAAACUUUGUCCAUGUAUAAGUAAUAUAAAUUUGGGUAGAAAUGUAGUACAAAGUCUCAAGGAUACUAAAGCUAAUUUAAUUUUGUGCAGUGAUACUAGUAAUGACAAGGAAAAUUACUUAGAAAAUCGAAAUAUUUGCAAAAUGAAUAUUCCUUAUUGUGAAUUAUAUCCCAAAUUCCUCUAUAUUCCACAUUUAUGGAAAAUAAAAAGUCAUAAUAAAGAUUUAGAUAGAGAUAUUCACUAUAAUAUAUCUAAAAUUGUUAUAUUAUUUGUCACAAUACAAAUAUAUGACCAAAUAUCCAAUUUAAAUACUAAUCAUAACAUAAAAUCUAGUAAAUUUGGUCACCCUGUUGUUGAUUGUGUUUAUGAAGAGAUUCAAUUACACAUGAGCUCAAAUUAUAAAGUAGAUUCUCAAGAUCAAACUCGUUGUAUAGUAAUAUGGAUUGGAAUAAGAGAUUGUUUGUCUCAAGAGGCAUUGUUAAGAGAAAGUUCUAAUCAUUUAGCAAACUUCCAAAAUAAUGAUUCAUUAAACUUUUCUGGGCAAACUAGUUUAGAUAUGGCAAUUACAUAUUUACUAAUACAUUUAUCAAGUGACAGUAUUGAAGUCAGAAAUGAAGCAGAUGUAACUGUAUAUCUGUAUAGCAUUAUAUCUAGUAUUGGUGAAGCACAAAAACGUCCAGUUCCAUCGAAAUAUAAACCGAAAAGUAAUAAUUCAACUGCAGCUGAUAGUAUUUGGGUAUCACAACUAAUUCAAAUACCUGGGUUAUCAGAUGAAUCUGCAAAGGCUAUUGCUGAUAAAUUUCCUAAUCCAUCAAAAUUAAUUCAGUUUAUUAAUGAAGAUGGGAAUGAUUUUCAGAAUUUAAGUAAUAAACGAAAGCACAUCGAUAAUAUAUUUGAAAUAAUGGGUUCUAAGAAAAGCUGCCAUAAAGAGCCAGAAUGGCUGAUUACACUUGCAAAUUUAACAUAUCUAUCUUCUAAUGGAAUAGGCUUAAGGAAGCUUGGGAGGUCCCGCGCUAAAAAGCUUGCUAUAAUGUAUAGCAGAAAUGCCUUACCAGAUGAUAUACUAUCCAAUAAUACUAAGAAUUCACAUUAA